GUCUUACUCAAACCUAUCUUGGUACUACGAUCUACGGUUCUACUUGCAGAGACGAUGGUAAAGGUGAUAUACUAAAGGUUGCAGGACCGUCAAGGUGCUCGGAAUGAGCUGGGAGGAUGACGACCUAGGCGUCGAUGCCGAAAUCAAACCCCUCAUGUCAAUAUUUGGUGCCUUGUAUCACUAUGAUACGAAGACUUGGAAAAUACCUUCCCGACGGCCAGCCAUUGAGUUGUCCAGAAAAAUCGCCACUCUCAUUGACAAUUUCGGCAAAGAAGGAAAUCUCAUCAUUCUAUACUACGCAGGUCACGCGCGACCUAACGAGCAGGCUGGCGGGAGUCCUGUGUGGACAGCAAGACGACAUCGAGAAUCGCCAACUGUGCCAUCAUCUGUCAUCCAUUCUCUGCUUGCCGAAGUGGACUGCGAUGUGUUAUUACUGUAUGACUGCUGCCACGCCAUUCAAGCUGGUGAACCGUCCGCUGGAAAAGGAGCCGUCGAGACUCUUGCAGCGUGUGGCUUUGAGUCAAUUGCAGCCGAGGUAGGGAGCCACUCUUUCACCAGCUCACUAGUACACGAGCUUGCACGAGCCGCCCAUACGCAAGAGUGGCUCUCUGUGGUUGGACUCCACAGGAAAAUCAUCAACCGGCUACAAGCAUGGAUGCCCCGGGUCUGCUUUACCGACAACAGCUACUCGAUGGUCCAGAUGGACCGACAAACGGGACAGCCGAUUUUCGAAACACAACGCCGGAGAACACCAAUAUACUGCUUUCUCUCCAAACAACCACGCACAAUAAUACUCACUCCUCUUCUGCCCUCAAGAUUCAACCAAGAGCAGCAACCUUUCAUUCUUUUAAACCCCGUCUUAGAUUCCCCAAGAGUGGCAGAGAGUUCGAAUAUGAUUGGCUCGUCGCAGCCAGGGGAUGAGAGCAAGCUCCCUGGAUCUUCAAAUCACUACCCAAAACAAAAAUCAAAACGGCACUUUUGGCCGGAAAUCUUCAACUCCGACCGAUGGGCAGUCUACUCGACGGAGCUCGGCAACUACUGCCUCGAAAUAAGCGGUUUGCAAACCGACUCAACCAGUACCAAAGCCGAGAAGAUCCUGAAGGCAUUCACCGAGGACGUGGGAGAGCCAUCGCAAAGGUAUAUCUGUGACGAGAUCCAGAGAUUCUGCUCGCCUGCGAUCUUCGAAAAACUGAUAGAGGGCAAAGGGGAAUUGUCAUCUCAGCUGGUGGCAAUUCUGGAUGAAAGGUCACAGGAGGAAGAAUCAGAGGCCAAGAUACUGUUUCUGGGCCGGCAACAGCUUCUCGAUGUGCUGUUGCGGAAAGAGAUAUCCUCCCAUUCAACAAAAACGCCUGAGAGGGUUCAGAGAACGUCUCCGAGAAGACGUGUGCUGUAUAUCACAAACCUCGACCCCUGGUGCACUCUGGCAAUUGCUGCCGCAGCACCCAGCAAUCAGGUUCCUUUUUUGAGAGAUUUUGUUUACAAGCACAUUACCUUUCAACAGGGAAUGGGCGUGAAGCUCAAAUCGUCUGGAUUUCAAUCGUUUCAGCUCUCAUUCCACCUAACAUGCUUUGCUUGGAGGGCAAAUGGUAUUCGCUCAUUCGAUGACAGGCUCGGGGCGGACAAGCGGCCGUUGAGGAAUGGCAAAAACGUCAGCUACCUGUACGGGUCGGCCGUGGGGCCUGACAUCUACAUUUACGAGGUGCAAACAUCUUGCAUGGUCACAGGAAUGGAUAACCGAUUCUGGACAGCGUACGGCUUCUUCGAUACAUACCACGAUGGCGGAGAAAGCAAGCACGACCUCAGCUUUUACGAACCUGCCGAGGGCGAAAUCAACACGGAUCCAUUGACCGGAGGUCGAUACGCCUCGGAUUCCCCAAUCCGGACCGCCAGGGAGUAUUUCCUGCGAGUAAUGGAGUCUUGCGUCAACGAUGCGAAAGAUGAGUGGCUCAACGUUGGACACAGUUUGCUGAGAACUAUCAAGCCAUAUGUUAGUGUCAAGCUUUGGACUUUCGGGCCAGCCUUCGACAUGCGCCGAAUCGCUAACUCGAGCAGACCAGCAACGCCAUGGAUGCCGACUGGGGCAAAGUCCAGAGGAUAUCCCACCAAGUCAUUCAGCUUCUUGAAGAGCUGAUGCAAGGGCUGUCCGGGACGAUAACAUCCUGGGAGAGAUUUCAGGGGAGCGACCUGUGCUACUUUGACGUCGAUCCAAACACACGUGCCACGGGCCGGACGAGCGUCAUGGUCAAGAACAUCGAGAACGACAUCCGUGAGCUCCGCAUCCUCGGAGAGACCCUCGCCAAGCAAACAAACAUUUUCAAAACGUUCACGUCGGCGGU
Lasiosphaeria miniovina is the source of this 2336-nucleotide messenger RNA. RefSeq lists its product as uncharacterized. The transcript is spliced from 6 exons. NCBI's taxonomy places the organism in Eukaryota, Fungi, Ascomycota, Sordariomycetes, Sordariales, Lasiosphaeriaceae. The coding region runs from base 104 to 2131 and encodes 675 amino acids. The record is from RefSeq and is a predicted model, not a curated record.